CAUCGUCUCUUGUUGUCAUCCAAAGAAGCGGAGAACUAAAGCAAUGGCUUCCUAUCUCUGUUCCUCUAAACCUGUACUUCUAUUCUCAGCUCUCGUUCUAGGGGCUCUCUCCACCUUCUUGGAGGCACAAGAUCCUUCCCAACUGAGCUUGGAUUACUACUUGAAGACAUGCCCGAAAGCGGAGCAGAUCGUGCGAGAAGAGAUGGAGCGUGCGGUGCAAGCUGACCCCCGUAAUGCCGCUCGCAUCCUCCGUCUCCACUUCCAUGAUUGUUUUGUUCAGGGCUGCGAUGGAUCGGUGUUGCUGGACGACACGGUCACACUGAUAGGGGAGAAGCAAGCAGAGCAGAAUGUCAACUCUCUGAAAGGUUUUGACAUCGUGGACAGGACGAAGACCAAACUGGAGGCUGAGUGCCCCGGCAUCGUCUCCUGUGCUGAUCUGCUGGCCAUAUCAGCCAGAGAUGGUGUUGUUCUGGUCGGAGGGCCCUAUUGGGAUGUACCGGUAGGCAGGAAGGAUUCGAAGACAGCUAGCCUGGAUCAAGCGAACACAGACAUUCCAACUCCGCAGCAGGGCCUGGUCACACUUAUCUCCAAGUUCCUGGCGAAAGGCCUCUCAGCAACAGACAUGGUGGCCCUUGUAGGUGCCCACACCAUCGGCGUGUCUCGCUGUACGAACUUCCGGGACAGAAUCUAUGGAGACUUCGAGCUGACAGCAAAGCAUGAAGCAUCCUCCCUGCCAUACCUCAGCAAGUUGAAGGAGGAUUGCCCCUUGGAUGGAGGAGACGAUAACAUUUCUCCCAUGGAUGACUUCACUCCCACCCUCUUCGACAACGCCUUCUUCAAGACCCUCCUCAAAGGAACUGGCCUUCUAAACUCCGAUCAGGAGAUGUAUUCGAGCCUCGUCGGAUUCCAAACCUCCAGCCUUGUCGAGAAAUACUGGGCUGACCCUGUCGCCUUCUUCAAGCAAUUCUCUGAUUCUAUGGUGAAGAUGGGGAACAUCACCAACCCUGAGGGUGGAGAAGUGAGGAAGAACUGCAGAUUUGUGAACACCUGAGACCUUUGAGCUUUUGUCUACUAAUGCUGUACUGCUCGUUUGUUUUCCUAUACGUUAACUAAGAAGUUUACGUAACAAGAUUUGUAUGACGAAAACCUGAAACCUGCUCGGAUUGAAAUGUA
Phoenix dactylifera (date palm) is the source of this 1173-nucleotide messenger RNA. RefSeq names its product peroxidase 11. Gene Ontology annotation, molecular function: peroxidase activity; heme binding. Gene Ontology annotation, biological process: hydrogen peroxide catabolic process; response to oxidative stress. Lineage: Eukaryota; Viridiplantae; Streptophyta; Magnoliopsida; Arecales; Arecaceae. The record is from RefSeq and is a predicted model, not a curated record.